AUGAACCAAAAAAGAAUACACGAGAUGAUUGAUGUAGAGAUACCCGAACUACCUACUCAUGGUUCAAAACGUACAAAAUUGUUUGUUAUUGGCAGCAAUGAUUGUGGUGAACUUGGUUUAGAAAACGAUGUUGAAGAAAUGAAUAUCCUAGACACUUGUGGAAGUCUACAUGUAGCAGCUCUAACUCGAGAUGGAACAGUCAUCACUUGGGGUUGCAAUGAUGAAGGUGCAUUGGGUAGAGUUACUAAAAGUGAAGAAAAUCCAAAUGCAACCGAUGAGAAUGUGCUGGCAUACGUUCAAGGUCUUGAUGAUGUAGUUAUAGUUAAAGUCGUUUGUGGUUCAAAUAUGACGCUAGCUUUGUCUAAUAGAGGUCAAUUAUAUGCUACCGGAACAUUUAGGGAUAAUAAUGGGAAUACAAGAUUUACCUCAGCAAUUAAUAAGCAAUCAAUUUUCGUGAAAUACGGUCCUACUUCUUACUUAAAAAUCGCUGAUAUCGCCGUUGGAGAGAAUCACGUAUUAGUUCUAAUGACAAAUGGUUAUUUAUACACUUUUGGAUGCAUGGAUUCUUAUCAGCUUGGAAGAAGAAUAUCAGAAAUCACAGCUUUGCAAUUGAUGAAGAUGGAAUGGUGUAUACAUGCAGAGGAUCAGUGUGGUAUUGAAUCACCAAAUCCUAUUAUAACCCCAAUGAAGUUAGAAAACUUAUUUAGAGUAAAACAAAUUUCUGCAGGACUUCAUCAUAUAUUGGUCCUUCUAAAAAAUGGUGAUAUUUAUAGUUUUGGCAGUAAUAAAUAUGGACAAUUAGGCAUUGGUGUUUCUGAAGAAAACAGAAAGUCUCCUGUCCGAAUUAAUCUUGAUAAUUGCAAAUACAUUGUGACUGGAGAUCAUGCUGUUAAUAAUGAAAAUAAAGUGUAUACUUGGGGUUUUGGCGAAACAUCUGCUCUGGGAAAUGGAAGUGAGAAUAACGAAUUAUUACUAUUCGAACUUAAAUGUAAAGAGUUUGGUGAAAUUUCAGAAAUUGGGGGAGGUAGCCAAUAUUCGCCGUAG
Dentiscutata erythropus is the source of this 1044-nucleotide messenger RNA. The record is from the annotation of a GenBank genome assembly. NCBI's taxonomy places the organism in Eukaryota, Fungi, Glomeromycota, Glomeromycetes, Diversisporales, Gigasporaceae.